CCUCAUCCCCAUUAGACAGUGAGAGUCAGCCUUAGAACAGCCCACGUCAGACAUCAUCACCUCAUGCAACAACACAAACAGAAACCACAUCUUUGGCGGGCAGAUGCUGAGUUUUUUCUCUCUGCUGCUUCCAGCGCCACAGGAGGGUUUGCUGUCUGCCGUUAACCUCGUUCAGCUCCAGAAGGAGAGUGUGUCGCUGUUCACAGAGGAGUGUGGAGCCGAUGGAGCAUGUGGCCACUGGUGGUCACUCCUGGGUCUGACCUCUCCUCCUCCACGCUGAUCCUAUAGACGGAAACACAAGGUGUUAUGGCAGUGUGAGCACAUUCAAAUGACUCUGAACACAACUCCAGGCUUUGGGGAGGACCAAUCCCUCUCAAACUGUAGCCACAAUAUGACCAGCUGGGAUCAGAGCAUGGAUACGAUGUACUUCUACUUCUACCUGCUGCUCUUCAUCCCAGGGCUGCUGCUCAACACCACCGCUCUGUGGUUUCUCUGCAGUCAUAUCAGCAAGAAGACCAAGGCGGUGAUCUUCAUGAUAAACCUUGCAUUAGCGGACCUGGCCCACAUCCUCUCUCUGCCCCUCAGGAUUUAUUAUUACAGCACACACUCUUGGCCAUUUGGAAAAGGCGUCUGUUUGUUCUGCUUCUACCUUAAAUAUCUCAACAUGUACGCCGCCAUAGUGUUCCUGGUGUGUAUCAGUGUCCAGAGGUGUGUCUUCCUGCUUGAUCCGUUUGCCGCUAGACGUUGGAGGCGGCGCUAUGACUUGUUGAUCAGUAUCAUAGUGUGGGUGGUGGUCGGCCUGGGCUGCUCACCUUUCAUUCUGAUGCGGAGCAGCAGCAGCAGCAGCAGCAGCAGCAGCAGCAGCAGCAGCAACACCACCACCACCACCACCGCCAAUGCCAGCACCGGCUGUUUUAAGGACCUGCCCAUGCGUCGUCUGCCCGUCUCUCUGGCGGUCACCAUGAUGGGUCUCGCUGAGCUGUUUGGCUUUGUGAUUCCUUUGGCUUGCAUCAGUUAUAGCUCUAUCCGCAUCACUCAGUCCCUCAACCAAAAACAGACCCAGGAUCGGCAGAACUCAACUGCAUUAAACCCCUCGGCACGCAGCCGGCUCCAGUCAGUCACCUCCAACGGUCAGACUGAUCACGAAACCUACAUGAGCGGUGAGAAGCGGCGCGCCCUGCGGAUGGUGCUGAGCUGCUUUGCCCUCUUCUUGUUCUGCUUUGCCCCCUACCACCUCAACUUCCUGCUUUACCUGAUGGUGUCGCAGGGCAUUGUGUCCCACUGUCCCACAAGUCUGGCUGUGCGGAAGUUCCACCCAGUGUCUCUGUGCCUGGCAAGCUUAAGCUGCUGCCUCAACCCCCUCCUCUAUUACUUUCUAACUUCUGAUUUCAGACUGCGCCUCAACAAGCGCACCUCCUCCUUCACUGCCUCGCUCCUUUCUUCCCCGAUCAGCUCCCCGAUCCAGCGUCCUGCACAGCACAGGAUGACGAGCAUGGAGAGUAGCUGCUCGAUUAUAGAUUAGCAUUAUCCAGAUGUUUUUAUUAAUUUAGCCUCAUGGAGCGACACAGCUUAACGUGACAAACAGAUGUGUCUUCAUGAUGAAUUCUGUUGGACUUGAUGACAGUGGCGAUUCUAGACCGGUCUUAAUAGGGGGGCCAGGUUGGGGCCAGCUUUUUUGUUAGGGGGCACAUACAACCCGGAAAUAAAGACAAAUCCCUCAUUCAGACAAAACAGUGUUUACAAUUUCGACAAUUCUUAUUGGGGAGUAAACUGCUGAGACACUUUAUUUCCGCCUUUCCUCUCUGUGCAUAAUCAUUGUAAGAAAUCUGUCAUUGUAUUAUUGAUGCAGACUCCCUGUCGGGGGGGCCACAGGGGGGUCCAGACUCAGAGUUACAGGGGCACUGGCCCCUGUUGCCCCCCCAGAACCGCCCCUGCUUGAUGAGAUGAGAUGAUUUCACAUGUCGCAGCUGCCUGAAUACAAACUGACCCAAAGAGCUUUGACCCUGAUGUGAGGAACCUCCCAGAGGAUACGAGUUCAGAACAAACAGCUCUUCAAUCUGCAGCUAAAAUGAUGUCCGUGUCAGCACCCCAUAUCAAUGUGAAUAUCAUCAUAGUUGCAACACAGUACCCAGAAUAACUGUUGGCAAAGUUUGUUUCUGCAAACCCACAGAUAAAUUGAAACUUUUCAUUUCUUUAUGGUCCAAUGUCCUGUGCUUAGGUUAAAGUACAAAAACCCAUUAGGGUAAGUGUAAGGAAAAAAAAAAAAAAAAACUGCUCUGGAUGCCACAAACAUGGCUGGAAAUGUCCAGAGGUCUCAUAACAAACAGACAGUUGUUGUCACAAAGGCAGCCGGAGAUGGCCUGACUUUCUGUGAAAAUAUUGUUUUAUUGUCGCCAACAACAUGGCUGCUGACAGGCUUACAGAUGCUAAAACACUGUGGCCCCUCCUCAGAAAUAUCCAGCGUUUCAACACUUACAAAUCCAAAACAGCACUCUGCUUACCAGCAUUGAUGGGAUGGGAUGGGGUUUUUUUGGUUAGUUUUUUUUUUUUUAACCGAAUUACAAUUUACUAUUUGCACUAUUUAACUGGUUUCCACAUAUACAAACUUUAGCUAUAUUCUAAUACAGCUCUGAACUUUUGUCAAGUUUGGGCAGUUUCAGCUCAGACUGGGCUUCUCUUUAUCAGUCCUAUCUAGCAACCCUGCUUGCCAGCCUCGUCAUCUGUACCUCUUAGCACCCCACCCUCCACUUCACACAUUUUGUACAAAUGUCACAUAGUCCAUGACACAUACAUAUGGGUGUAUCUGUGGUUUGCUGAAACGUUAAAUAAAAGAGCACUAUGUAGUUUAGGGAAGGACGUUUUAAUCAGAAGAAAAAUAUCCUUAACAAUUUAUGUCUAUUUUGUUUUUAUGACUGAACAAACUGAAAAAACUGACCUUAAAGAACAACACAAUUUCAUACUGUUUCACUUGUUAAUAUGUGGCGGACCCUGCCACCUUUCUAGAUUCAAACAGUGUUCUG
Acanthopagrus latus (yellowfin seabream) is the source of this 3020-nucleotide messenger RNA. RefSeq names its product P2Y receptor family member 10 (gene p2ry10). Gene Ontology annotation, cellular component: membrane. Lineage: Eukaryota; Metazoa; Chordata; Actinopteri; Spariformes; Sparidae. The record is from RefSeq and is a predicted model, not a curated record. The transcript has 4 exons. Bases 329 to 1522 code for a protein of 397 amino acids. Gene Ontology annotation, biological process: positive regulation of Rho protein signal transduction; phospholipase C-activating G protein-coupled receptor signaling pathway. Gene Ontology annotation, molecular function: G protein-coupled receptor activity.